Molecule: messenger RNA, 759 nt
Organism: Sphenostylis stenocarpa
Lineage: Eukaryota; Viridiplantae; Streptophyta; Magnoliopsida; Fabales; Fabaceae
Source: the annotation of a GenBank genome assembly
AUGUUGGGAAUUUUCAAGGAGAAGUUGGUUAAUGCACCCAAGGAGCUGAACAGUCCAGCUUCUUUGAAUUCAUGCACUAAGCCUAAGUUAAGCCAUGAAGUUGUGAAGGAUUUCAUGUCCUGCAAUUCCUCCAAUGCUUUUUCCAUGUGCUUUGGGAAUGAUGCUUUGCUAGCCUAUUCCCCUUCAAAAAACCCCUCUACUCAUCACAGGUUGUUUAGUGGUUUGGACAACAUAUACUGUGUUUUCCUGGGUGGCUUGCACAACCUUAGCAAGCUGAACAAGCAGUAUGGGCUGUCAAAGGGAACAAAUGAGGCCAUGUUUAUCAUUGAAGCAUAUCGGACACUUCGAGACAGGGGUCCAUACCCUGCUGAUCAAGUCCUCAAAGAACUUGAAGGCAGUUUUGGAUUUGUGAUCUAUGACAACAAGAAUGGAACAGUUUUUGUUGCAUCUGGUUCCAAUGCCCAGAUUGGGCUCUACUGGGGUAUUGCAGCUGAUGGUUCGGUAGUAAUUUCUGAAAAUCUGGAUCUUAUAAAAGCAAGUUGUGCUAAAUCCUUUGCACCAUUUCCAACUGGGUGUAUGUUUCAUAGUGAACAUGGUCUCAUGAACUUCCAACAUCCAACAAGGAAGAUGAAAGCAAUGCCUCGAAUUGAUAGCGAGGGGGUUAUGUGUGGGGCCAACUUCAAUGUCGAUUCUCAAUCAAAGAUCCAGGUGAUGCCUCGUGUUGGAAGUGAAGCUAACUGGGCAACUUGGGGCCAGUAA